UUUAGUUUCGAUUGUACCGUGCAUAUACUACCAUUUGCCAUGGGAACCAGGUGGAACUUGACGGCACUGCUGGUCCUAACCCUUGUGGCCACUCUCCAGGGGCCCACGGAGGCCAUGAGGAUGCGAGGGGAACCAGCGCCGGGCUUGGCCAAUGUCAAUAAACUUCGCUCCAGCGAAGUCGCCCCCGAAGGUCGCGUGGCUGGGGGCACCACCGCCACGGAGGGCAAGUGGCCCUGGAUUACGACCAUCCAGAAUGUAUACUCGUACCACCUGUGCGGUGGCCUCAUUCUCGACGAGAAUUGGGUGCUCACAGCGGCCAGCUGCGUGGCGGGCUUGAGAACCAGGAACAUACUGGUGGUCACCGGAACCUCGGAUUGGUGGAACAUUUAUGCGCCCUACUAUACCGUGGACCAGAUCCAUGUCCACUGCAACUUUGACAAGCCGCUGUAUCACAAUGACAUAGCCCUGUUGCACCUGUCGUCCCCCAUUGAGUUCGAUGAUGUGACCACAAACAUAACCCUGGCGGACAUUGAUGACCUGCAGGAGGGCGACAAGUUGACCUUUGCCGGCUGGGGCAGCACAGAGGCCAUGGGCACCUAUGGACGGUAUUUGCAGGAGGCCUCGGGAACCUAUCUUCCCGUAGAUUCGUGCCAGGAGAAGCUGCAAAACUACGAUGAUGUGGAUCUGGGUCAUGUGUGCGUCCAAAUGGAGGCGGGCAAGGGCGCCUGUCAUGGCGACACCGGUGGACCGCUUAUCGAUGAACAGCAACGCCUGGUGGGGAUCGGCAAUUGGGGCGUGCCCUGCGGUCGCGGCUACCCGGAUGUGUAUGCGCGAGUCGCCUUCUACCACGAUUGGAUCCGCACCACCAUGAACGGCUGCACAAUCGCCUAGUCACUGGCCACCUCUUAUCUGUGCACUGAGAGAAAAUGGAUUUAUUCAAUUGGCAGUGGAUUUCCUAUAAUGUAUAUUGGAAUAAAAUAUUGAACAUGAUUUAUUA
Molecule: messenger RNA, 997 nt
Organism: Drosophila biarmipes
Lineage: Eukaryota; Metazoa; Arthropoda; Insecta; Diptera; Drosophilidae
Product: chymotrypsin-2
Exons: 2
Coding region: 40-891 (283 amino acids)
Biological process (GO): proteolysis
Molecular function (GO): serine-type endopeptidase activity
Source: RefSeq, a predicted model, not a curated record